This is a messenger RNA of Echinops telfairi (small Madagascar hedgehog), 4099 nucleotides long. RefSeq names its product RAB11 family interacting protein 3 (gene RAB11FIP3). Gene Ontology annotation, cellular component: midbody; recycling endosome membrane; endocytic vesicle. The record is from RefSeq and is a predicted model, not a curated record. Gene Ontology annotation, molecular function: calcium ion binding. NCBI's taxonomy places the organism in Eukaryota, Metazoa, Chordata, Mammalia, Afrosoricida, Tenrecidae. Bases 376 to 3234 code for a protein of 952 amino acids. Gene Ontology annotation, biological process: endocytic recycling; regulation of cytokinesis. The transcript is spliced from 15 exons.
GAGCCCGAGCCCGACGCUGGCCUCCUGGGUCUGGGAUGCGCCUCGCGGGAGCCUGAGACCGACCCGGAGCCCGAGCCCCCAAAGGAGCUCCCGGGCCCAGGGAGCGCCCUGCGGGAACCCCAGCCCAAACCCGAGCCCGACGUCGGCCUCUUGGACCAAGGAUGCGCUCGGCAAGAGCCUGAGCCGGAUGCCGGCUUUCUGGGUCUGGGGGGCACGCCGUGGGACCCCGAGCUGGAGCCCAACGCCAGCCUCACUGGCCGAGGGUGCGCGCGGCAAGAGCCAGAGGCCAACGCAGGCCUCCUCGACCUGGGGAGCAAGUCGCGGGAACCUGAACCUGACCCGGAGCCUGAUGCCGGCCUCCUGGGCCUGGGGGCCAUGUUCUGGGAUCCUGAGCCUCAGCCCGAGCACCAGCUCCUAUGCCCCGGGGACGCGCUGCAGGAACCCGAGCCUGAGCUCGAUGCCGGGGUCCUGGACAGAGGAUGCUUGCGGCUGGAGGCUGAGCCUGAGUCUAACGAAGGCUUCCUGGGCCUGGGGGUGUCGCCGCCGGAUUCCGAGCCCAAGUCUGAGCCCCAUGCCUGCCUCUCGUACACAAGGGAGCGUGACUCGGAGCCCGAACUGGAAGGCGAACACAACGAUGACCUCCCGGGCUCGGGUCACGUGCCGCAGCAGCCUGGGAUGGCACCUGCAGGCGGCCUCUCAUACCAAGAGUGGGGGCAGCAGGAGCCUGGGACCCAGCCUGGGUUCAAUGCCAGCCUCUUGAACCUGAGGCACCUGGGGCAGGAGCCUGAGACCGAUGCUGGCCUCUGGGAUCCAAGGGGACCAUGGCAAGGGGCUGGGACGCAGCCCGACUUUGACACUGGUCUCCCAGAUCCGAGGGGCUCAGGGCAGGAGUCUGAGAAAGAUUCCAAUCCUGUCCCUGCCCCCAAGCCCAACCCCGGCCUCCAGGAUCCAAGCAGUCCAUGGCAGGGGCCUGGGACUGAGUCAGACGCUGGCCUCUUGGGGCCAGGGCCCCUGCCAUGGGAGCCCCAGCCUGGCCUCCCAGGCCUGGGGUGCGUGCAGCAGGAGCCUGGAACUGAGUCCGAGUCCCAAGCCAAUUUCCCAGGCCUGAGGGGCAUGGGGCAGGGUGCUGAUCCAGAACCUGAGCUCAGCCUCUGGGACCCAAGGGGUCCAUGGCAGGACCUUGAGCUUGAGCCGGAGCCUGAUGCCGGCCUCGGGGACCAGGGGUGUGAGCUACUGGAGCCUGGAACCCAGCCUGAGGGCGGCGUUUGGGACCUGAGGGACCCAUGGCAGGAGCCGGAGCCCGAUGGUGACCUCCAUGACCUGGAUGACAGCCUGGCUCCACCUGAGUUGGGCCCAUGCCUGCCAUGGGCCUCGGAGCCACCUGGCCAGCCAGUCAGUGCCCUGGGUGAGCGGACGCCGGGGUUCUCUGAGGACGGGAUCCGCCUGCGUGCCGUGUUCGAGGCCCUGGACGGGGACGGGGACGGGCUGGUGCACACUGAAGACUUCGUGCAGUUUGCCACAGCCUACGGGGCUGAGCAGGUGAAGGACCUCACGAGGUUUCUGGACCCCGGCGGGCUCGGGGUGAUCAGCUUUGAGGAUUUCUUCAGGGGCAUUGCGGCCAUCAGGGAUGGAGAUGCCGAGGGUCCCCUGUAUGGCGUCAUCCCUGCCCAGGAUGAGGAGGGUCCGGCCUGUCCUGAUGAAUUUGACGACUUUGUCACCUAUGAGGCCACGGAGGUGACAGACAGCGCGUACAUGGGCUCCGAGAGCACCUACAGUGAGUGUGAGACCUUCCCGGAUGAGGACACCAGCACCCUGGUGCACCCUGAGCUGCAGCACGAAGCUGACGCGGACAGCGCGGGCGGCUCGGCUGUGCCCUCUGAGUGCUUGGACAUGGCCCUUGAGGAGACUGACCCUGGUGCCCUGCUGCUGCUGCUGCCCGGCAGACCUCACUCUUACAGCCCCCCCAUCGUCACGGUGAUCGGCGGUGAGGAGCACUUCGAGGACUAUGGCGAGGCCAGUGAGGGCGGGCUGUCACCAGAGGUGCUGUGCAGUGAUGAAGGUGGCUGUCGCGACCCGGCCCUGCUCACCCCCAGCUCCGACCCCCUUGCCGCCAGGCUGCACAGCAUCCUCACUGACGAGGCGUUUGAGUUUCACUGUAGUCAGUGCCACAAGCAGAUCAACCGCCUCGAGGACCUCUCUGCUCGCCUGAGUGAUCUGGAGACCAAUAGCCCCACAAAGCGGCUUUCCAGCAAGAAGGUUGCAAGGCACCUGCACCAGUCGGGAGCCCUGACCAUGGAGGCUCUGGAAGGCCUGCCCCCCGGCCCCUCGGACGGCAUCGAGGAGGCCAUCGCUGACAAGGUGGUCUUCCUGGAGAAGCGAGUGUUGGAGCUGGAGAAAGACAGCGCUGCCAACGGGGAGCAGCACAGCCGCCUGCGCCAUGAGAACCUGCAGCUGGUGCACAGAGCCAAUGCCCUGGAGGAGCAGCUGAAGGAGCAGGAGCUGCGGGCGGGCGAGCUGGCGCUGGAGGAGGCGAGGAAGCAGCGGGAGCUCCUCAACAGGAUGGAGCGGGAAAAGAGCAUCGAGAUGGAGACCCUGCAGGCCAGGCUGCAGCAGCUGGACGAGGAGAAUGGCGAGCUGCGCUCUUGCACGCCCUGCCUGAAGGCCAGCAUCCAGCGCCUGGAGGAGGAGAAACAGAAGCUGCUGGACGAGAUGGAGGAGCUGACGCUGCGGCUGAGUGAGGAGCAGGAGGGCCGGCGCCGGCUGGGUGACCGGCUGAGCCAUGAGCGACAUCAGUUCCAGAGGGACAAGGAGUCCACCCAGGAGCUCAUCGAGGACCUCCGGAAGCAGUUGGAGCAGCUGCAGUUGUUCAAACUGGAGGCGGAGCAGCGGCGCGGCCGGAGCAGCAGCGCGGGCCUGCAGGAGUACCACAGCCGCGCCCGGGAGAACGAGCUGGAGCAGGAGGUGCGCAGGCUGAAGCAGGACAACCGAAGCCUCAAGGAGCAGAACGACGAGCUGCACGGACAGAUCAUCACCUUGAGCAUCCAGGGGGCGCGCAACCUUUUUUCCGCCUCCUUCUCCGAGUCCCUGGCCGCUGAGAUCAGCUCGGUGUCCCGCGAUGAGCUCAUGGAGGCCAUCCAGAAACAGGAGGAGAUCAACUUCCGGCUGCAGGACUACAUUGACCGCAUCAUCGUGGCCAUCAUGGAGACCAACCCAUCUAUCCUGGAAGUGAAGUAGGCGUCGGGCUGCCCCCGAGACCGCCCCAUCACGUCUGCCCGUCAGCCUCCACAGACCCGGGACCUGGCACUCAUGCCCACCCUCCCGCCCACACGUGCUGGGCCAGGGCACCACGGAACCGACCCGGCUCUGCAGCACCCCAGCACCUGACGUAGGGUGUACCCACGCCCGAGAGGCCCUCCCUGCCCAGCCUGCUGUGGUAUCACCCCGAACUGCUCAGGGCUCCCACCCUCCCCGCCAGUGGCUGGACCCCUCGCUGAAGUAACCCUGAGGCUCUGACCGGGUCGCCCAAGGGCAGGGGCUGGAGCCCAGCAGACCCUCUGCUCCAAAAUUGGGCCGACUCUGGCUGGUCGGGGAGCCGCCUGCUUGGGGUGUCUGACCUGUAACACCCCCCUCACCCCUGGGGCACCUCGGAAGGUGUGGUAGGAGGCUCGCUCUCCAGAGCCCCCCUGGGCUGGAGUCUGAGGGCCGCCCCGCUGUGUUAGCGAGGGUGUUAGCUCGUGUUGUACAUUUGGGGAAGCCUCGGUGUAAAUCAGUGUAAACUUGAAGGAGAGAUUUUUCUAUCAUGUAGAGUAGGUAUUUUUUAUAGAUUGAGGGUUGAUCAAUUUUUUAAUACUUUCGAGAGAGAAAACUAUGUGUACACAUGAGAUAUAUAUAAAUAUGUAUAAUAUAUAAAUACUGGCCACACGGCCUUCAGCUCAAGACUGCUGCUGCCUGCGGAGCAGGGCUCUAGGACCCCUGGAGCGUGCCCCUGGGUGACCACACCCAGGCAUGCUCUCUCCCCAGACAUGGCGCCAGUAGCACCCAGAGGCCAGGGUGCCGGUUCUGGCUGCCAUGACGAUUAAAGCUGUUACUGCACCCAUGA